GCAUGACAAUCAGAUAAGAGGUUCAAUUCCACCUGUUUUAGCAAAUCUCACGAAACUGCGUCUCCUAAUGCUCCAUGACAAUCAAGUCUCCGGUGAAAUACCAAGGCAAAUAGAUGGGUAAUCUUGUGAGCCUGAACUUGUCAAACAAUUACUUAGUUGGUCCUAUCCCUUGUGAAAUAGGUCACCUUAAGCAUUUGCUUAAAUUAGAUUUGUCCAGCAAUGACCUUUCCGGACCAGUUUCCUUCAGUCCAGCUAACUCAUCCAUACAAAAUCCUAUGAAUAAUUUUUCAUCUCAGCCUACUGCAAAAGUAAACUUAGAAAACAUAAAUAUGCUAUCAUUAUCCCAUAAUAACUUAAGUGGUCCCAUUCCCAAAGAUAUAGUGAAAUUUUUCGACCUACAACACUUGGACAUAAGCCAAAACAACUUUUCAGGUUCUAUCCCAAGCAAUAUAGGUAACCUGGCCAAACUCACUACCUUGUACCUUUACCAUAACCAACUUUCUGGACGCAUUCCUCGAGAACUAGGUUAUUUAGUGAACUUAGAGGACUUGAGGCUCAACAACAACACACUAUCUGGUUCCGUUCCAAGCAAUUUAUGGAAUUUGACCAAACUCGCUACCUUGCACCUUCACCGUAACCAACUUUCUGGACACAUUCCUCUGGUUUUGGGAUAUUUGGUGCACAUAGAGGACUUGCGGCUCAGCUACAACACACUAACAGGUUCCUUUCCAAGAAAUUUGUGUAAUUUGACCAAACUCAAGAUCUUGUACCUUGGCCAGAACCAACUUUCCGGAAAAAUUCCUUGGGAACUAGGUUAUAUGGUGAAUUUAGAGGACUUUCAGCUCAGUUUGAACAACCUAACAGGUCCUAUCCCAAACAGUUUAGGAAAUUUGACUAAGCUCACCUUCUUAAACCUUAAUUUCAACCAAUUUUCUGGACACAUUCCUCAAGAAAUUGGCGAGUUAAUGAAUCUGGAAAUGUUUGGAGUUUCUUUGAACAAUCUAUCUGGUGCAUUGCCAUCGGAUCUUUGCGCGGGAGGCCGACUACAGUUUCUCACCGCUAAUGGCAACAACUUGGUUGGACCCUUGCCAACAAGCUUGCUAAGUUGCAAAAGCCUAGUCAAACUUCGUCUUGAAGGAAAUCAGCUUCAAGGAGAUAUCUCCGAGAUGGGGCUUCACCCGGAUCUUGUCUAUGUUGAUAUCAGUUCAAACAAAUUAUUUGGUCAAUUAUCUCAUCGCUGGGGUGAGUGUUACAAACUUACAAUGCUACGUGCCUCAAACAACAACAUUACUGGAGUCAUACCACCAAGCAUAGGGCAGUUAUCUCAGUUGGGGAUACUUGAUGUUUCAUCAAAUAAACUUGAAGGGCAGAUUCCACUGGAGAUUGGCAAUUUAACGUUGCUGUUCAACUUGAGCCUGGGUAAUAACCUGCUCCAAGGAAGUAUACCUAAAGAUAUUGGAUCGCUAAAGAAUUUGGAGUACUUAGAUUUAUCAUCAAACAACCUAAGUGGGAUGAUACAAGGGUCAAUUGAACAUUGUCUCAAGCUUCACUUCCUGAAUUUGAGCCAUAAUCACCUCAAUGGCAGCAUACCAAUCGAACUAGGAAUGUUGGUAAACCUACAAGAAUUGUUGGAUCUAAGUGAUAAUUCAUUUGCUAGUGUCAUUCCGAGUCAGCUGGGUGGUUUGAGCAUGCUCGAAGUUUUGAAUCUUUCACACAAUGCUUUGAAAGGUAGCAUCCCACCAUCAUUUCAGCGCAUGCUCAGCCUCCUAUCCAUUGAUGUGUCAUUCAACAAAUUGGAAGGGUCAGUGCCACAGAGUAGAUUGUUUGAAGAAGCUCCAAUCCAAUGGUUCAUGCAGAAUAAGAAAUUGUGUGGUGUAGUGAAAGGUUUGCCCCCUUGUGACCUUAAUCAAAGUGGUGAACAAAAAAAGAAGCCCAGAGCUAUUUUACUAGCUAUAAUACCUGUUGUUGUAUCUUUUCUGUUUAUCAUGGCACUAGUACCUUUGCAAUGUAAAACAAGGAAAUCCAAGGUGGAAAGCGCAAAUGAAUUGCAACAGACAAAUCUGUUUGCCAUCUGGAACUUUCAUGGAGGAGAUAUGUACAGGCAAAUUGUUGACGCCACAGAAAAUUUUAGUGACGCUCACUGCAUUGGAAUUGGAAGUAGUGGGUCAGUAUAUAGAGCUCAGUUACCAACAUGCGAGAUAUUUGCAGUAAAGAAGAUUCAUACAAUAGAAGAUGAUGAGCUAUUUAAUCGUGAAAUAGAUGCCUUGAUGCAUAUUCGGCAUCGCAAUAUUGUGAAGUUAUUUGGCUACUGUUCUGCUACUCAAGGAAGAUUUCUUUUGUAUGAAUACAUGGAACGAGGAAGCUUAGCAGCAUCUUUAAGGACCAAGGAAACUGCAAUAGAGUUGGACUGGACAAGGAGGUUAAAUAUUGUUAAGGAUGUGGCCCAUGCUUUGUCUUACAUGCAUCAUGAUUGCUUUGCGCCGAUAGUCCAUAGAGAUAUAACAAGCAACAACAUUUUGCUUGAUCUGGAAUUUAGAGCAUGCAUCUCUGAUUUUGGUAUUGCCAAAAUAUUAGAUGUGGAUGGGUCAAACUGCACAAGGCUUGCCGGGACAAAAGGAUAUCUUGCACCAGAGCUUGCAUACACAACAAGGGUGACGGAGAAGUGCGACGUAUACAGUUUUGGAGUGCUCGUGCUCGAGUUGUUCAUGGGACAUCAUCCGGGUGACUUUCUUUUGUCCCUCUCGUCCAUGGACAAGAGAAGUACAAUACCCAAGGAUUUGCUGGACACCCGGCUCCCAUUCCCUAAAGCUGAGAUUGCAAAUGAAAUAUUCAAAGUGAUUGCCAUCGCUAUUCGGUGCAUAGAACCUGACCCAUCACACCGUUCGACAAUGCAGGAUGCAAUCAAGGUGUUCUCUCCAGAUGAAGGGCCCGGUAAUCUUGAUUACCUGCACACUGACAUCGUCAUCCUUGCUUGUGGUCUUGAAUGUUCUUAGCACAUUGGUGUUCCUUAUGUUGCACCUUUUGAUCAGAUACUAUAAUUAGUCAUUUCGAUCAUAGAUUAUUUUGGCUUUACCCUAAAAGAUUGUACAGUAAGACUAGUAUACUAAGCUGAUCAGUCCUAGUUGGUUGGGUAUUUGCUACUUCUAAAUAUUUGUAUAGCAAUGCAGAGAAACUUUUUGCUACUAGCUACUAGCUAGCUGUAAAUAUUUAUAUAGCUGACUCGUGCUAUUUGUUCAAAAGAACAAAUAAAUAUUCCAUUUGCAUCCUCUAUUGGAAGAACUAGGAGCCCAUUCAAGUAUUCAACUGGUUAUUUCCUAUAUCUUCACCGUCAUGGCCUAGGCCUACUUUGUUGCCAGACGGUGAGCUCACUCACGCCCUUGGAAAUGCUCAUUAUGAAAUGGCGUCCUACUGGUCAUUUCUUCUAGUGGAAUUCAGAUCGACUUAAUCUAGUCUGCAAAUUGCUACAGGUAAGCGAUUGGAAUUUGAUUGUUCAGGUAGAUAUUGAUCUGCUACCAGCCUACCAUAAAGAAUGGACUAUUUUUUUUUACUGUUAUUACACUUUUAGCAAUUUAACAUGUGCAAGUUUUCAGAUUUACACUAGCUUAUAUCACAUUAGGGCGUCUCCAGUGUAUGUCGGCCAUAAGUCUCAAAAGGUGGACCUUAGAGUACUUUACACAUGAGGAGAUCGACUCUAAGGCAUCUCCAUUCUCCAAUGUGGGCAUAAGGUCGGCCAUAAGGCACCUUAAGUCAACCUUAGGCGACUUUAGACAUUGUGCGCACAAGAAUCAGCAGUGCCUAUAACAACCCGAAAAAUACCUCAUAACUACCACAAAAAAUACACCCCAUCUGGAAACAUAUAUACAAAAUAUGGCUCAAUUGCACAAUAUAUCUAGAAUUUAAACUCAAUGCUUAACAUCCAACAAAAUAUAUAAAACAUGAGAAAUACUACAAAUAACAGUAUUGAGAUACAAA
Messenger RNA from Triticum dicoccoides, 3972 nucleotides. Its product is annotated as MDIS1-interacting receptor like kinase 2-like. Gene Ontology annotation, biological process: protein phosphorylation. Gene Ontology annotation, molecular function: protein binding; ATP binding; protein kinase activity. NCBI's taxonomy places the organism in Eukaryota, Viridiplantae, Streptophyta, Magnoliopsida, Poales, Poaceae. The transcript has 2 exons. The record is from RefSeq and is a predicted model, not a curated record. The coding region runs from base 114 to 2993 and encodes 959 amino acids.